Acipenser ruthenus (sterlet) is the source of this 3399-nucleotide messenger RNA. RefSeq names its product coiled-coil domain-containing protein 28B-like. The transcript is spliced from 5 exons. NCBI's taxonomy places the organism in Eukaryota, Metazoa, Chordata, Actinopteri, Acipenseriformes, Acipenseridae. The record is from RefSeq and is a predicted model, not a curated record. Bases 604 to 1209 code for a protein of 201 amino acids.
AAGUUCCCGUGAUGGAAUGGAAUGUUGUAUAGUGUUUUAUUUUGUAUUUAUUUAUUUAUUUAUUUAUUUAUUUAUUUAUUUAUUUAUUUAUCUUGAUGACACACAACAAAACUUACGAUAAAUAAUAGUAGUUGUUACUGAUCCGUCACACCGUGCAGUUAUGUGAUGAUUCUGAACAAUCCAUGCAAUACCGCGCGUAUAGCGCUUUCAGUUAUUUUUUAUUGUCAAGGUUGUGUAAUGCAUGUACUGCAGAAAAAAUUGAUUAAUUUUUUCUCCAAAGUUUGACUAAUGCACUGAUACAUUAUUACUGGUGUUGAAAAAACAAAACAAAACAGUAGAGACAGGCACAGCACGUCAGUACUGUACCUUUAAAUGCUGAGACGGGCAGAGGGCAAGAGGAUACGCAUUACUAUACCCAUGGGAUUGUUAUUUUUAGCAGCUGAAGGUCUGCAGUGUUAAGAAGGCUUAAACUUCACCGCAGAUGCUAAAGUAUUGGCAGAUGGGAGACCAAUUGCUGCCUUCGCCACUGGGUGGCACUGAUUGCUAUGUCGAAGUCCCAUUAAAAUACAACAGAGACAACAUGGAAGUGUGUUUCAGAACAGUAUGUUGCCUUAUUCCUGUGUUUUUCUACCCCAUUGUGAAGAAAUGGAGGACAAGAAGAAGAAGAGGAGCCCAAAGGUGUGUCUCGCCCAGCUGGCCCCCCCGGUGAACCCCCGCAAGCUCUCUGUGCCGGCCAGCAAGAGCACCACCUUCUCCCUGGGGCUGCCCCAGCCCCCCUCCCCUAAACCCAGGACCAGGUUCAAGAGGUCCCACAAAGAGAAGGAGCGAGCCCCCCAGCCCGCAGGCCCCAGCAAGGUGAACCAGUCCUCCCCCCUGCAACACUCCUUCCUGACGGACGUCUCCGAUGUGCGGGAGAUGGAGGGGGGGCUCCUCAGCCUGCUCAACGACUUCCACUCCGGCAAACUGCAGGCCUUCGGGAAGGUGUGCUCAUUCGAGCAGCUGGAGCAUGUGAGGGAGAUGCAGGAGAAGCUGGCCCGCCUGCACUUCAGCAUGGAUAGCCACGUGGAGGAGCUCUCUGAGGACCAGAAGAAAUCUGCCUCGGAUCACAACCUGGAGCACCUGCUGUGCAACCUGGAAGAACUCAGCAGCUCAAUACAGAAACUACACUUAGCAGAAAACCAAGAACUGGCCAAGCCUUCUGCAUCAUAAAGCUAAAAGAGGUCCUGAUGAAGCAGGUCCUGGACUGAGCCUCAAUGCAAAGCUGAUUCAGAGCCACGGAAACGCCGAGCGGUGUGUUCAGUACACUGAAGAAAAGUGACAAAUACGCUCUAGUCACGGCCCCACACAACACCCGCUCAGUUUUACACUAAUAGAUAUUUCCUUGGUAUCUGUUUGCUAUAUUCUUCCUUAGUUUAGCCUUCUGUACUAAAUUUAAAAAAAAGACCAGUUGGCAGCCCAGUUUGUUUACAUUCCCCUAAAUGUUGCUAUAGGCCAGAAUACCGUCGAGCCCUCUUGAAGUGUCGUGGGCUAGUCGACGAAACACUGAGGAUGGAAGGUGCCCACUUGAAAACCCCAGAGAUGUACCCUACUUAGCUCAAUCCAGACGGUUGUCAUGCUGAUGCGCUGGGGAGGCCGCACUUUGGUUGAUCCCCGGAGCCAGCAUCGCAGCCGUCGUGUGUGCUGAUGCGCCAGGGAGGCAAAAUAAGCUGAUCCCUGGAGCCAGCAUUACACUUCAGCCAUUAACACCAGACAGAAGGAUAUCUACAUCAUCAUAUGGAAGGAAGCACAAAUGGAUGGAGACACAUAUGGAUCACAUUAGUUUACUGUAAAGCUACGUCUUAGUUGGUGCUUAUCUUGGCGAGAGCCGAGUUCAAAUCAGCAUGCAGUUUUAACAUCUACUCUCGUGUAAUGGAAAUCAUAGGGGCGCAAGCACCCCCCCCCCCCCCCCCCCCCCCCCCCCCGAAAGCUGCUUACCACUGUGAGCCAAAGUAGGCAUGUCUGUGCAACUACAGGACGUGUUCUGCUCACGUACAGUGAGCUUUGACGACGUGCUUGUUUGGCUUGGAAUACCUUUAUUUUCCAGGUGCUAAGGGAUGUUAGAAGUGACUGCAUGUAACCUGAUAGGACUGGAAAUUUUCCAAUAAGUGCUUUAAACUAUUUUUGACCACAGGCCAAUUAAUGUAUGUGUUGUGAAUAUGUCUACGUGUACACUAUAUACAGACUGAAUAUGUAUUGAGACAUUAAGGCAUUUGAAACAUUUCCAGAAUUUCUUAAACAAUCUUUACUUAACUCUUUAUAAACAGGCUGGUUGGGUUCCACAGGUUUAGCAGAAGGAAGUUUAUAGGUUUGAUCCUGCAUCACAUAAGGGUAUUCAUUUGUAUUCCUUCGCUUCUUCCAGAGAAAGACUUGAAAUCUAUUUCACAAGCACAACUUCCCAGUCGUACAGUAGUUCAGAAAUACCACGUUUAUGAAGAUCAGAUUGCAGUGGAACUGUGUUAAACUAAAAUUAAUAAAUCUAUAAUUUGAUUUAACUGAGCUUUUAUUUGAAAAUGCACGGCAGAUUAUUGACAACUUAAGUGCCAGUCGUUAAGGGUUCAAUUGCAGUCUUUAGUUUUGCUAUCAAACUUUUAAGCCAUUGAUUUUAAUAUAAGCCGAUGCAUAGUUAGUGUCUGUUUACAGUGUCUUCAAAGUAAAAAAAAACAAAAAAAACUAUAAUGUUUUAUUAAUGCAAUAUGUAUUACUAAUAACAGUGAAUCCAACAAACAUACAGUAAUACAGGCAAAAACAUGAUCUGGGAUUCAAGCCAUACCACAUGUUAAAUGCAAAUGCUGUUGGAAUAGAAUUUUGUAUUGUUUUGCAAAACACUGAUCAAAGUUAACGUUGCAUAGCAUUAACUUUGUACGGCGCUCUGGGAUACCAUGGCGUGAAGGGCGCUACGUACAUAUAUACUGUGAAAUAAUGUAAAAAAAAAUUUGAUAUCUUGUAACAAUUGUAAGUUGCCCUGGAUAAGGGCGUCUGCUAAGAAAUAAAUAAUAAUAAUAAAAAUAAUAUAAAUAUGUAUUGUAUUGUAUUGUAUUGUUGAGUGUCGUGCUGUAGCAGAUGUUGGCGAGUCACAAAAGGGAUGAGGCGGUUGGUAUAGGAUUUAUAACACUGACUGAACAGGUGACAGCAAAACUGUGAAUUCCUUUCCAAUCCUGAACACUAAAUGACUUUGAACUGGACUAGAUGUUUAAACAUUACUGGACUGCUUCCUCGUAGCUGUAAGAACUGCAUGUAUGUAUGUACUGUAUGUCAUGAUAACAAACGUUGUACUAUUUUUUUUAAUAGAUUAAAGGGAUUUUGUAUUAUUUUAAUGCUUUUAAGAUAAAGUAAAAAUAAAAAACUGGACUGCACUGUUAA